This is a messenger RNA of Neohortaea acidophila, 883 nucleotides long. RefSeq names its product histone-fold-containing protein. The coding region runs from base 95 to 499 and encodes 134 amino acids. NCBI's taxonomy places the organism in Eukaryota, Fungi, Ascomycota, Dothideomycetes, Mycosphaerellales, Teratosphaeriaceae. The transcript has 4 exons. Gene Ontology annotation, cellular component: nucleosome. The record is from RefSeq and is a predicted model, not a curated record. Gene Ontology annotation, molecular function: structural constituent of chromatin; DNA binding; protein heterodimerization activity.
CUUCCUGCCCAUCCAUCACGAUAUCCAUCACCAACAGCUCCCAGCACCCCAAUCCAACUCACCUCACUCACCCAAUCCACCCAAAUCACUCAAAAUGACUGGAGGCAAAUCCGGAGGCAAGGCCAGCGGUGCCAAAUCGUCUGCGCAAUCCCGAUCCAGCAAGGCCGGUCUCGCAUUCCCCGUCGGUCGUGUCCACCGUCUCUUGAGGAAGGGCAACUACGCUCAGCGUGUCGGUGCUGGCGCUCCCGUCUACCUCGCCGCCGUGCUCGAGUACCUGGCCGCCGAAAUCCUCGAGUUGGCCGGCAACGCCGCGCGUGACAACAAGAAGACCCGUAUCAUCCCCCGUCAUCUCCAGCUCGCGAUCCGCAACGACGAGGAAUUGAACAAGCUCCUCGGCCACGUCACAAUCGCCCAGGGCGGUGUCCUCCCCAACAUUCACCAGAACCUCCUCCCCAAGAAGACUUCCGGCACCAAGGGCAAGGCCAGCCAAGAGCUGUAAACGCCUUCGCUUCGCUACUCUCAAGUUUUCACUUUGCACAAGAUGGGUUCACAGGCGUCAUGAAGGGAUGGGGGGUCGGCUUUGAUUGUGUGAUGAUAAUGCCACUCACAUCAAUCGGCUCGGGCAGGGGGGGCUCUAUGAAGCGGGGAGGCGCUGCUUUCUCCCUCGUGUGUUUUCUCUUAUCUCUCUGCAGCUGAUCCGGGCGGGGUUGUACAUUACGAGCGUGCGCGCGCGCGCGUGCGCCUCUCAGAGAUAAGUAGUGGUCGCUGGUGGUGGUUGGACUACGCGGCCAUCGAUCGGAGACAGCCACUUUAACGAUGAUACCAUAUGCAAUUCCAGCACUCUGAUCAGAUGGUCACACCUCUUCGCCUCUUCUUCUUUCAA